AUGAAAAUAAUUGGUGUUGCCGUGUUUGGAGCUGUGUUCUGCACUGGUAAGCAUAUUGGUGAAUUAGCCACCAGGGAUUUCGAUUGAGAGGCUGAAAGAGCAUAAAGGAAAGUUUGACACAGUUACAUGACUAUAUCAGAUUUUAUUCAAAUGAGUACAACAUGGGUAGAGUAAUUUAUUAUCUGUUCCUUUUUUCCUUUUAUGUUGUUGACAGCAGUUCUAUUUUUGCAGUGAGAAUGUAGGGCAUUGACAUUGCAAACGCUUUGUGAUAUUUGCCAAGUUCUGUAGUUUCUCUUCCAGCAGUACAAAGGAUUUCUAACUUCUUGAAGGUUCUUUGUAAACAUUGACAAAGAACGUAAAGUAAUGUUAAAAUAAACCUCUCUUUUACUUUACAGUUCUGACUGCAUCCCUGAAAGGUAAAGUCAAGCAUGAUCUAGAGUUUUUGUCAGUGACUGUCAAAACCUGAAGAUUAAGUAUGAAUACCAUCAGUAACUUUACCAUGAUUCUGACAUAUUAUUCCUUAUACUUAUGCGUACCCUUAUCAAUCUCUACCUCUUUUACAUUCUCUCUCUUCAGUCAAAGAAGAACACAAGAUUGCUUUUUUCGGUGAAGAUGUGCACAUCCCUCUCCCAUCCCUAGUCAGCACUGAUGUUCUGUUCAAGCCCACCUCCAACCCCACCGCCGAGGUGGUCCUGAUGAGGGACGGGCGGGUGGUGAGCCACCGGGCCCAGCUCAACUCCCUCAAGCACCUCAUCCUGGAGGAUGUGGGGGAGGAGGACGAAGGCAUGUACGUGAUCAAGAACACAGAGGUGCCUGCCGAUGUCAAACACAUCAUCCUCCUCGUCAGGGGUACUGUUCUUCUAAUUACUGUACAGUUAAUUAACCUUCAGCUCUUCUAAUUCUUCAAACUUUGCUUCUAAUGUUGCAAUCAACUUUUAUGUAUACUUCUUCAAAUCACUGUUUAUCCAAUACAUUCACUAUCUAAGAUCGUAUCCUAUCUCAGCGCAAAAACAAUGUAACCCUUAGAGGCAGACGUCGAUCGAAAUGAACGUUUCUUGCAUUGUUGACGUAGUUGCAUUUGGUCUUCAAUCGAUUAUGAUCAUUGUUCUGAUGCAAAUGAAACUGUAUAGGAAUAAAAUACUCCCCCGGAGCGCUGAGUGAUAGUGCUGUGCUGUUGUGUGCUCCCUGGUAGAUUGUGCGCUGGAGCAGGUGGUCAAGUAUGGUGAAACAUACCACAUCCCACUCAGCGACAUCUUGGGCCCUAUCACCCUGGAGUUCAGGUCCAGUCAAGCCCAGGUCAAUCAGACCACCGAGCCACCGGCGGUGGUGCUGCUCAACCAGACUUCCAUCCCCGCGGAGGAGUACAAGGGUCGUCUGAGUGUGUCAGAGAAAAGGGUGACUCUAAGCAUGGUGCGGGGGACAGACGAGGGAAGCUUCACCGUACUGGACCGCGACGGGAAAGUCAGGAGGAGGUCAUGCCUGAAUGUGAAAGGUGAGAUGAGGAAGAUCAAAGUCAGAGAGGGAGGGGUCAAUGUCAGAGGGGGAGUAGUCAAAGUCAGAGAGGGAGUGGUCAAUGUCAGAGAUGGAAGGGAGAUAAUGCUUGAUCUAGGGGUUUUGAAAUUGUGGUUAGUGGUAUGGGCAAAAUAUGAUUGAUAAAGCUUGAAAGACACAAGUCAAAAUAAGAGCAACCAGAAUUAUUUGACACAUUUUUCUCAUUCCCCUUCGUUUCAAAGAGCAUCAGAACUUUGUCCACCUAUCAUAUGGCAGUACUUUGAAGAUCAACCUGUUUGUGGACCACACCAAAGUCAACCUCAUGUACACUCCAGACUGGGACCGGAAGGAACGGGUCAUACUAGAGCAUGGAGAGCUAGUGGUGCCGGUGGACCCAUCACUGGAUGGCAGGCUGACUGUAGAAGGCUCCAUGUGCAUUCUGGAGAGGGUCCGGGUCAGUGACAUGGGGCUCUUCAGAGUGACAGACCUGUUGGGGUUUCCUGUGACCAACAUCUACCUGGAGGUGGAAGGUAAACCGUGGGUCAGGGAGGAGACUAGGGCUUUCACAUAUGGAUUCAUGUAUCACCUCUAUUAAUGGUAUUUUCCUUCUCUUUCUACUUCUUGUCAUCAAUGGCACUGUAUAUUUCACUCUCUCCUUUUGAUAUUGGAACUCUCCACAUUCGCCUCCUCUGUCAUCCAUCCCUCCUCUUUUCUUGGUGUUCCUUUCCUUUCUGCCUGCUUGUCUUUCUCCUAUAUUUCUUAUCAUAUUCCUGUCCAUCCUAUACCCUUAUGUCUUUCCUUCCUCCAUGCUCUCUCUUCUUCCCUCUCUCUUUUAGCCUAUAAAUUACCCACGCUGUAUGUUGCAAUCCUCUCCUUACUGGGCCUCCUGGUCCUCCUCUUGCUGGUGUGUCUGCUCUCCUGCCUGAUCAAUGUGCGCCGUCGGGCGGAGAAGGCGAGGCAAAUUGCCCUCAUCGCCCAGCAGGCAGACAAGGGGGAUGGAGACGCAUUCGUCAAGGUAACUCACCUUAAACCUCCUCAACAGGGGUGACAACGUUAAGACACCAUGAUCCAACCCCUUUACUAUAGUUAAACAGCAUCUGGUUUAUCAUAUCUGUAUGCUAUUCUCACGUCGAAACACUUAAUUUACUAACAAUUAUCGUCCAUUGUCUCUUCAAGAGCGCAGUUAUCACGUAUUUUGGAAUCCUGUUACUAUGAUUGCAGGCCUAAUAUACUCGUAGACCAUAGCACACUGCGACAAUGGCGGAAUAUGAUUCCAAAAUGAUAAUGCUAUAUUCCUAUUACACAAGUCGCAGAUUGCAAUGUGAUUGUAAGAGAAAUAAUGGUGAUGGUAAGACCUCUUAAAGGUAUAAUGAGACAUUUUACAAAAUGACGUAUUGGCUUCCUUACCCUGUCUAUGGACAAGGUAUGACAGCAAUUCAUGCUUUGGUUUUGUUUACCUGGCCACUGUUUCAACUGCUAACUCUUUAGCAUUAGUGGCACAAAUCCAAUGCAAGUCAAUGGGAACAACAUUAGUAUUUUCGCACUUCAUGUCCAAAUCAUCCUAAAGUAUCUUAAAAUUGGUUUUGUAACUCAAUGUAGUUACUUAGAGAUGAUUUGGACAUGAAGCGUGAACAUUUAAAUGUUGUACCCAUUAACUUGCAUUGGAUUUGUGCCACAAAUACUAAAAAGUUAAACAAAACCAAAGCAUGGGUUUCUGUCAUACCUUGUCCAUAGACUGCUUACAAGGGUAAGGUAACCAGUAUGUCAUUUUGUAAAAUGUUGCAACAACCUUUUAAGUAUGGUCAAAGAAAAAUGUCAGUGUUCAUGAACUGUAUUAUACCUUUGCCUGUCCCGCUCUCUUUUCCUCUAUCAGUGUGCGUUGCUGUGUUCGUCUUUAGUCUUGACCUAUAAACCUCAGAUAAUUAGCUUUAAUUAAACUUAAGGUCCUAAUUUACUUUGAUUAAUUCGCUGGAAUUCACCAAGGAACAAAACCUGUCUACCCAGUGUCAGCUUCCUGGAUGUGUGGUGCUUUGAAUCACACAAAAUAAGAUCAUCCAUAUAUCAUCAGUCAUCACUCUCUCCAUAUGGCAGAUUCCAUCAUAGUGGUAAUUUCAAGUGUUUUGUCCGCAGCCCACAAUGUUGCCAUUGUCCACCCAUCAUCUUUAUCUCAAUCCUUAUGUACAGUGGGGAAAAAAAGUAUUUAGUCAGCCACCAAUUGUGCAAGUUCUCCCACUUAAAAAGAUGAGAGAGGCCUGUAAUUUUCAUCAUAGGUACACGUCAACUAUGACAGACAAAAUGAGAUUUUUUUUCUCCAGAAAAUCACAUUGUAGGAUUUUUAAUGAAUUUAUUAGCAAAUUAUGGUGGAAAAUAAGUAUUUGGCCAAUAACAAAAGUUUCUCAAUACUUUGUUAUAUACCCUUUGUUGGCAAUGAAACAGGUCAAACGUUUUCUGUAAGUCUUCACAAGGUUUUCACACACUGUUGCUGGUAUUUUGGCCCAUUCCUCCAUGCAGAUCUCCUCUAGAGCAGUGAUGUUUUGGGGCUGUCGCUGGGCAACACAGACUUUCAACUCCCUCCAAAGAUUUUCUAUGGGGUUGAGAUCUGGAGACUGGCUAGGCCACUCCAGGACCUUGAAAUGCUUCUUACGAAGCCACUCCUUCGUUGCCCAGGCGGUGUGUUUGGGAUCAUUGUCAUGCUGAAAGACCCAGCCACGUUCAUCUUCAAUGCCCUUGCUGAUGGAAGGAGGUUUUCACUCAAAAUCUCACGAUACAUGGCCCCAUUCAUUCUUUCCUUUACACGGAUCAGUCGUCCUGGUCCCUUUGCAGAAAAACAGCCCCAAAGCAUGAUGUUUCCACCCCUAUGCUUCACAGUAGGUAUGGUGUUCUUUGGAUGCAACUCAGCAUUCUUUGUCCUCCAAACACGACGAGUUGAGUUUUUACCAAAAAGUUAUAUUUUGGUUUCAUCUGACCAUAUGACAUUCUCCCAAUCCUCUUCUGGAUCAUCCAAAUGCACUCUAGCAAACUUCAGAUGGGCAUGGACAUGUACUGGCUUAAGCAGGGGGACACGUCUGGCACUGCAGGAUUUGAGUCCCUGGCGGCGUAGUGUGUUACUGAUGGUAGGCUUUGUUACUUUGGUCCCAGCUCUCUGCAGGUCAUUCACUAGGUCCCCCCGUGUGGUUCUGGGAUUUUUGCUCACCGUUCUUGUGAUCAUUUUGACCCCACGGGGUGAGAUCUUGCGUGGAGCCCCAGAUCGAGGGAGAUUAUCAGUGGUCUUGUAUGUCUUCCAUUUCCUAAUAAUUGCUCCCACAGUUGAUUUCUUCAAACCAAGCUGCUUACCUAUUGCAGAUUCAGUCUUCCCAGCCUGGUGCAGGUCUACAAUUUUGUUUCUGGUGUCCUUUGACAGCUCUUUGCUCUUGGCCAUAGUGGAGUUUGGAGUGUGACUGUUUGAGGUUGUGGACAGGUGUCUUUUAUACUGAUAACAAGUUCAAACAGGUGCCAUUAAUACAGGUAACGAGUGGAGGACAGAGGAGCCUCUUAAAGAAUAAGUUACAGGUCUGUGAGAGCCAGAAAUCUUGCUUGUUUGUAGGUGACCAAAUACUUAUUUUCCACCAUAAUUUGCAAAUAAAUUCAUUAAAAAUCCUACAAUGUGAUUUUCUGGAAAAACGUGUACCUAUGAUGAAAAUUACAGGCCUCUCUCAUCUUUUUAAGUGGGAGAACUUGCACAAUUGGUGGCUGACUAAAAACUUUUUUUCCCCACUGUAUUUGGUCCACCCAAUAGAUGUCGGCCUAAUUACAAAUUGGGGGAAAAUCUAGUUAACGUUUUGCCUUUGCGUUACGUUUCUCCCUCUUAAAGGAGCCUCCGUUGGAGCCUCUGCUUGGUGAGAGAACUGUGUUCUGGCUUCAUUCCGUAGUGUUAAGUGGAUGAAUCUGUAUUGGUGUUUGUACUAACGCUCUGGGGAUGGUCAUAGCGUCACUAUGCUGUGUGGGCCUCCCACCAUCAUCAGUGAUUAUUUGUCUGUGCCAUCCAUUCCUCACCCCUCCCUCUUUUCGCUAAUCUCCAAACUGACAAAUAACUGCAGUUACUUGUUCAUGAUAACUGCAGUCAUAGCCUCAGUGCAAAUAAGCAUACAGAUGCAGCCGUCCAAUACGAUUCAGCUAUUCUCAAGCGCACAUGCACAUAUAUUAUUGUUGGAGGCGGAGUUAUAAGGUAAACAUGUAUUUAUGUGUAUGUGUGAGUAUGUGCUGAUUGUGUGUGUGUGUGUGUGUGUGUGUGUGUGUGUGUGUAUCUGCUGUGCGUUUGUCUAAGAUCGGGGCAGUAGCGAUUAACAUAUCAAUUGGCUUGGUGAUACUGGACUAGAUCUACCACUUGUAUUCUUGAUUAUAUGCUGUGGUACUUUGUUAAUUGCACAUUUGGAACCAGGAUUUUUACAUGUAGUUAGUAACACACUUACAGUACUCGCAGAGUAUACAGACAUAAUGUGGGAUUAGGCUGUAUAAUACGCUGGAUUAAAUUGCCACCUGGACUAAGAUUAUCACAGCCCUACACUCUGGUAUUAUAGCAAUUAGUGUUCUCUAGUAUUGGAAUACUGUGGAGAUGAGUGCAUAGACCUACACAUCAUCAAUUACUGCAUCAAAUAACUACUGUACAUCGAUCAAGAGCAUUGUGCAUUAUGACAUGUAGUUUAAGUGUACACACUGGAUGGGUUUCCUGGACACAGAUUACUCCUGGUCUAAAAUGCAUGCUCAAUGGAGAAUCUCUGUUGAGGGUGCUUUUUAGUCCAGUUACAGGCUUAAUCUGGAUUUGGGAAGCUGGGCCAAUUCAAGUACUGUAGUAACUAUUCAAAGUUUGCGACACUGGGGGGUGUAUAUUGCUUAAUCAGCUACUAGCCCAACAGAAAAAGUGUGCCGUUUCUAUGUUUGUUCGUAUUUGUCUGUGUCUAUGUGUGUGUCUGUGUAAUUUUUGUACACCUGAUGCUAUACAUUUUUGUGUUUGAAAGUGGUGUACCGUAGAUAAUUUACAUGUAUUGUAUAUAUUGUGACAUGAUGUGAGUGGCCUCUACUGUUCUAAUCCCCCUGUAAGGGGUUUGCUCUGGAGGUUUAGACGCCACUAUUAAAAUGCAGCAAGGCUUCAUGUCCCACUUCAUUAUGGAUUUAGCCAUAGAUUUCUGGAGACUAGGUGACAAACCUGGACAGCUUGUCUGAUUGGCUUUGCGGUUGCGGUCGCAACAGCAGUUUCCGGAGCAUUCCGACAUGAAACUCAAUUGAUCUACCUCUAUCUCUCUCCUGACACACACUCUAGUAUGCGAUUCCCUGUCCCUCAAGAACGAUGGUUCCCUGAAGCCUGGUCCUCUAAACUUCCAGGGUGUUAUUUUCGAGCCAACAACUCCAGUCUCUCAAUGUGUCACUCUAUAUAUACACCUUACGAUCUUAUACAUCUAUAUAAGAGCUUCGCGUGCAGUACAUGUGCUUUUUGUGUGCCAACUCCUAUUUACCCGUAUGUAUUUUUUAUGACUCGCAGUGUACAUGGUGAAGUGAACUUGUGAUUGCUACUGUAAUGUGCUUGCCGUGGGUUCCUGCUAUAAUACGACCCUCUUGUGUUGUCGUUGGUAGGUUGUUCAAGAGGCCUAUACACGGUUCGCUGAGGAAUCCACUUUGGCGUCUACGUGGGACAACAGCAAUGCUACAGAAAGCACGGAGGUCACCAUUAAGGUAAGCAGGGCUCAGGGACAUAUAAUUGUCAAGGCUGAGGUGUAUGAUGUGUGGAAGUCAGGCGCAGGACACCGAAGCUUAGUCCAACAAAGUUUACUGUGAAAAACCACCAGGCAAGGAUACAGUAAACGGCCUCAACAAAACAGAGGCGAGCAAUACGCAAACUAUGCGUAUAACAAAUAAACAAAUAAACAGAUACAAAAACACGCAGCACUACGGACAGGCGAAAAACAACACACAAUCUAACCAAUGCAAAACAGGGAACUUAUAGGACACGUAAUCAGACACAAACGGACACAGGUGUAAAAGACAGACCAAAGCAAUCACACCAAGAAACAUUCAACGGUGGCAGCUAGUACUCCGGGGACGGCGAACGCCGAAGCCUGCCCGAACUAGGAGGAGGAGCAGUCUCGGCAGAAUCCGUGACAGUACCCCCCCCCUUGACGCGCGGCUCCAGCCGUGCGCCGACCCCGGCCUCAGGGACGGCCAGGAGGACGCGGACCCGGGCGCGUGGGAUGCCCACGGUGGAACUCAGUCAGGAGGGACGGAUCUAGGAUGUCCCUCCUAGGCACCCAGCACCGUUCCUCCGGACCGUACCCCUCCCACUCCACGAGAUACUGGAGACCACUCAUCCGGCGCCUCGAGUCCAAGAUGGUCCGGACCCUGUACGCUGGGGCCCCCUCGAUGUCCAAAGGGGGCGGAGGGGUCUCUCCUAUCUCAUCUUCUUGGAGUGGGCCAGCUACCACCGGCCUGAGAAGAGACACAUGGAACGAGGGGUUAAUAUUCUUGUACUCAAUAGGCAGUUGUAACCUGUAACACACCUCGUUCAAUCUUCUCAGGACUUUAAAGGGCCCCACAAACCGCCGACCCAGCUUCCGGCAGGGCAGGCGGAGGGGCAGGUUUCGAGUCGAGAGCCAGACUCGAUCUCCCGGUGCGUACACCGGUCCCUCACUGCGGUGGCGAUCGGCGCUCGCCUUUUGUUGACGGAUGGCCCGCUGCAGAUGGACAUGGGCAGCGUCCCACGUCUCCUCCGAGCGCCGAAUCCACUCGUCCACCGCAGGGGCCUCGAUCUGGCUCUCGUGCCAUGGUGCCAGGACCGGCUGAUACCCUAAAACACACUGGAAAGGUGUUAAAUUGGUGGAGGAGUGGCGGAGAGAGUUCUGGGCCAUCUCUGCCCAGGGGAUAUACCUAGACCACUCCUCCGGCCGGUCCCGGCAAUAGGACCUCAGAAACCUACCCACAUUCUGGUUGACUCGUUCAACCUGCCCAUUGCUCUCUGGGUGGUACCCCGAGGUAGUGCUAAAUGCUGUCUUCCAUUCAUCCCCCUCCCUAAUGCGCACCAGAUUGUACGCGCUCCUGAGAUCCAACUUUGUGAAGAACCGCGCUCCGCGUAAUGAUUCUGUCAUAGUCGCAAUCAGUGGAAGAGGGUAACUGUACUUAACCGUGAUCUGAUUGAGACUACGGUAGUCAAUACACGGGCACAAACCCCCGUCCUUCUUCUUCACAAAGAAGAAACUCGAGGAAAAUGGGGAAGUGGAGGACCGUAUGUAUCCCUGUGCCAAGGACUCGGCUAUGUAAGUCUCCAUAGCCGCUGUCUCCUCUUGAGACAGGGGAUACACACGGCUCCGCGGAAGUGCCGCUCCUGUUUGGAGAUCUAUCGCACAAUCCCCCUGUCUAUGAGGUGGUAGCCGUGUUGCCCUCGUUUUGCUGAACACAAGUGCUAAAUCCUCAUACUCAGGGGGAAUGCGCAUUGCGGGCACUUGGUUCGGACUCUCUACCGAGGUCGCCCCUAAGGAAACACCUAGACAUCUCCCUACACACUGGGCAGACCACUCCAUAAGAGCCCUCUGUUGCCACGCAAUGGUAGGAUCAUGGGCGCUUAACCAGGGAAGCCCCAGCACCACGGGAUACGCAGGAGAGUCAAUCAGAUAAAACUGAAUGAUCUCCUCAUGACCCCCCUGCGUCGUCAUCUUAAGUGGUGCUGUGACUUCUCUGAUCAGCCCCGACCCCAACGGCCGGCUGUCUAGGGCGUGAACAGGAAAGGGGGCUUCUACCGGCCGAAGGGGAAUUCCUAACCUAUAACAAAAUGCACGAUCAACAAAAUUCCCAGCUGCGCCUGAAUCUACUAGCGCCUUAUGCUGGGAAUGAGGUGCCACCUGUGGAAAUCUCACAGGUAUACUCAUGUGACCAACAGAGAGCUCUGGGUAAGUGGGGCGCCUACUCACCUGAAAUGACUCCCCAGUGCGUGACCUGUUGUCCCCUCUCCCAGGAGACCCUCCCCAGCACCUGGCCGCGGUGUGUCCUCCACGGCCACAGUUGGUGCAGGGGAUGGCCCCCCUCGGGUUCUCUCUCCUCCUCUCUCUAGCGCCAGCACCCCCGAGCUCCAUGGGAAUCGGCUCGGAGGUGCUGGAGGGUGGAAUGGACGACCCCCACUCGGGACGUCCGCGGGUAGCCAGCAGGGUGUCGAGACGGAUGGAGAUGUCCACCAACUGGUCGAAGGAUAGGUUGGUGUCCCUGCAGGCCAGCUCACGACGAACGUCCUCUCGUAGGCUACACCGGUAAUGGUCGAUGAGGGCCCUCUCAUUCCACCCCGCAUCCGCCGCUAGAGUCCGGAACUCCAGGGCGAACUCCUGUGCGCUCCUCUUCCCCUGUCGGAGGUGGAACAGACGCUCCCCCGCCGCCUUCCCCUCAGGUGGGUUAUCGAAGACAGCCCUGAAGCGGCGGGAGAACUCCGCGUAGGUGAUGGUAGCGGCGUCUAUUCCCCUCCAUUCGGCGUUGGCCCACUCCAACGCCUUGCCGGAUAGACAGGAGAUGAGGGCGGAGACGCUCUCGUAUCCCGAGGGCGCUGGGUGUAUGGUAGCCAGGUAGAGUUCCACCUGCAGGAGGAACCCCUGACACCCGGCUGCAGAACCGUCAUAUGCCCUCGGGAGCGAGAGCCGUAUGCCACUGGGUUCCGGUGCUGAGAGAGGAGGACUGGCCGUUGGUGAUGGGAUGGUGUGAGAAGGCGUGGGCACCUCUCCAGUAACCAACCGGCGCAGAGUGUUGGACACCUCGUUCAUGGCGGCCCCAAGUUGCCGGAUCAUGGUGUCUUGGUCGCUGAUCCGAUCCUCCAGCGACUUGGGUGCCGCCACUGCUCCUGCUGACUCCAUAGUGGUGUGUUGUUCUGUCAAGGCUGAGGUGUAUGAUGUGUGGAAGUCAGGCGCAGGACACCGAAGCUUAGUCCAACAAAAUUUACUGUGAAAAACCACCAGGCAAGGAUACAGUAAACGGCCUCAACAAAACAGAGGCGAGCAAUACGCAAACUAUCCGUAUAACAAAUAAACAAAUAAACAGAUACAAAAACACGCAGCACUACGGACAGGCGAAAAACAACACACAAUCUAACCAAUGCAAAACAGGGAACUUAUAGGACACGUAAUCAGACACAAACGGACACAGGUGUAAAAGACAGACCAAAGCAAUCACACCAAGAAACAUUCAACGGUGGCAGCUAGUACUCCGGGGACGGCGAACGCCGAAGCCUGCCCGAACUAGGAGGAGGAGCAGUCUCGGCAGAAUCUGUGACAAUAAUGGCGUGGGAAGUGGUCUACCAGUGAGCAUAUUAAGGUGCAAGAGGAAAACAGAUUAGACCAUUAUAAUUGCAAAUGUGUGAAAUGUAGACAGACAUAAACAGAAAUACUGGGGCAAUGUUUCCAUAAAAGGUUGAAAAUAACCACUCUCCAUGCCAAGCAGCACCUAAACUAAAUUUGCAGAAACAUACGAAAUUAAUAAUUCAUGUUCCUUUUUUGCUGAACCUUUCUUUACUCUCCCCUUCCCCCACGUUACUUUCCUUCCACAGGGUCUGGAGGUAUCCAAAGCAGGUCGCUACCACACUUUCUCCUCGGACAAGAACUUCCUGGAGAUGAGCGACUCGGGGGUAGAGUUCAACUCCUCCGCCCUCCCGUUGGACAGCGAAUGUGAGACGGACAUACCCCAGACCUUCACCUCCCACAAGCUGCUCCUCGACAACUCCGACAGCGUGGCCGCCACCAUCAUCCCCGAGGGAGACCAGAGCGCAAACCGGACCCCCGACUCGGCCAUGAGCCCCAGCCCCGUGACCCAGGCCCAGUCUGAGGCCGACGCCCCUGAAGAAGACCUGAUGGGUGUCACCACGCCAAAAAUGGCAUCCAGGGGCGCCGAGCUGGCUAUCAGCCCGUCAGUUCCCAAUGCUACUGCAGAGAGCACCACCGCCUGA
Coregonus sp. 'balchen' is the source of this 11431-nucleotide messenger RNA. The record is from the annotation of a GenBank genome assembly. Lineage: Eukaryota; Metazoa; Chordata; Actinopteri; Salmoniformes; Salmonidae.